This is a messenger RNA of Thermothelomyces thermophilus ATCC 42464, 1125 nucleotides long. RefSeq lists its product as uncharacterized. The record is from RefSeq and is a predicted model, not a curated record. The transcript is spliced from 6 exons. NCBI's taxonomy places the organism in Eukaryota, Fungi, Ascomycota, Sordariomycetes, Sordariales, Chaetomiaceae. Bases 695 to 1024 code for a protein of 109 amino acids.
GCCAAGCAAAUGCAGCGCUCCUCCACCCGAUGAGAGAGACUUGAAUGCAAACCUGUUUUAGGUAGCCCUCGCCGUCCCGACGCCAAGAUGGUUGAACUUUUCCAUCGCCCGGUGAUCCGUGGUCAUGAUGCCUUCUGAUGAAGUGUGUGUUGUGAAGGUUGUGCAAAAGUGCAGAAAAAGAAACACCAAAACAGAAACUAGGGGAGAAACCGCGGCCCCAAAACCGAAAAUGCGAGAAGAAGCAAGCCAGGGCACUGUCAGCUGGGAGGGUAUCCAGGCCACUGAGAUACCAGCAACACAACCCGUGGGAUUCCGGCGCGCGAGCACCAGACAGGCACCAGACAGGCGCCAGAAAGGUGGUGUAUGGCGCACCCGCCUUGUCGUUCAACCUCCAUUGAGACCGCCGUACCAGCUAGUCCCCUUGAACCCUUUCUCUACCUCCGUUGCGAAGAGCUAGAUCAAUCCCGAAAGGUUGACCGACCGGCUAAAGAACCGGGGUCGUCGAAGGCAACUGCGGCCAUCUCCCGUACACCACAACUUAGUUGUUGGGGCACUGAGACUGAACGUGACCGGGCUGCUGGCACUUGUAGCAGAUCUUCUCACCGCCUGUCGACUCCUUGGGGCAGUCGCGCGACAGGUGGCCAGAAACGCCGCAGUUGUAGCACUUGUUGCCGUUCACGCAGUCGCGCGAGAGAUGGCCGAUGCCGCCGCACGAGUAGCAGGUCUUCUGGCCAUAGCCGCCGCCAUAGCCGCCGCCGUAACCGCCGCCGUACGAGGGACCGCCCUUGCUGCAGUUGCGAGCAAUGUGGCCGAUCUCACCGCACUUGUAGCAUUCAGCGCCGGCCUGGCCUCCGCCACCGCCGCUCUGGCACUCGCGGGAGAUGUGGCCGGGCUGGCCGCAGCGGUAGCAAGUCUUGGUAUCCUUGGGGCCCUCGGGACAUUCACGGCUUAUGUGACCCUCACCACCGCAGUUGUAGCACUUAGCCGCACCCUUGUUUGGGCAGUCACGAGCCUGGAAGUAUAGGGUUAGUGGCCGAAAAAGUCACAUCGUUAUUAUCCUAUCUCGUAACCGAUCUCUCCGCACUCGCCGACAGCUUGCAUACCUGGUGAGUAGUUUGGCCGCCU